This is a messenger RNA of Dictyostelium purpureum, 1248 nucleotides long. RefSeq lists its product as uncharacterized. The record is from RefSeq and is a predicted model, not a curated record. The coding region runs from base 1 to 1248 and encodes 415 amino acids. The transcript has a single exon. Lineage: Eukaryota; Evosea; Eumycetozoa; Dictyosteliales; Dictyosteliaceae.
AUGGAUUUAAAAUUUGAAGAUUUAGUUGGUAGUUUUACAUUUAAAGAAAAUGAUGAUGCAAGUACCAUUUAUGAAAAUAACAAAAAUAUAAUCGAUACUUGUAUACAGAACAAUGGAGAAACAUGUAAAGAAUCUAUAGUUUUUUUCUUUUUUAAAAUGUUAUUUGAUAUGCACAAUUUUAAAAAAAGAAAAAAUACAACCACUCCAAAUGAGAAUAAAAAAAAACAUAAAAAAAAUACCGAAAAAUUUGAAAAGCCAGAAAAAGAUAGCACUCCUAUUAAAUCAAAAAAUGAAGAUAAAGAAAAUAGUGAAGAGAACCAAAAUGCAAAUAAAAAAAGUAAAGAGAAUAAAGACAUAUCAAUUGAAACUAUUAAAGAAAAUAAAGAUUUAAGUAUUGAUGAACAAACAAAUCAAGAACAAGUAUUUUAUGAAGUUUAUGAUUAUUCUUCAGAAGAUGAAAUUGAAGAAUCAAAUAAAAAAAAUGAAAUACCAACAUUUUCUAAAGAAGAAAUUGAAGAAUUUUGUAAAAAAACUAAUGAUGAUCAAACUGUUGAAGAAAAAUCAAAUGAAUUUAUGGAUUUUGAAAUUUCAGAAACUGAUUCGAGUGUUUUUCAAAUGUUAGAACAAAACUCAGAUUUAGAAAAUAAAAAAUUGUUAUGGAUUAAAAUGAUGAAAUUUAAACAAAAAAUACAACAAGAUAUUGAAAGUAUUAAAAAUUUAUAUAAAAAUGAAAAAUUUUUAAAACUCAUCACAAAAGAUGUCAAUAAAAAGUUAGAAAAAAAAAAAGAGGAGGAUUGGACAAAAAACAAAGAAAAAAAUUUAAUAAAAGCUUACACCAAAAUGUGGUACAGAGAUAAUAAAACAAAUUUUAUGACUAUCACAAAUGAAGAAAUUUCAACAAAAUUAAUAGAAUAUUUAAAAAAAGAAAUAGGAAAAGGUCAAAAAUUUAGUUCUUCAUUUAAAAUUCAAACGCUUAAAACGCUUAUAAAGGAAUCAAAGAAAAAUAUUAAGUAUUUAUAUAAACCAAAAGACAAAUGUUAUAAAGAAUUAUGUGCUAAAUAUCCAAAUUAUGUGAUUAAUGAAAAAAUACAAUUAGAAACAGAGGUAGUUAAAGAUAUGGUUAAUUCAAAAUUUUCUUUUGAAAUUAAUGAUGAAGAGGCUACAAAAGUAGCACAAUGGAUUUUAAAGGAAAAAGAAUCUUUUUAUUUUUACACAAAACCAAAUAAUUUUACGAAUCUUUAUCAAUAA